GAGAGCUCCUCUCCUUGUUUUUUUUUCCUGCCCAUCUCACGUGCACCAUAUCCUUCUCUCUCUCUAUAUUACCCUCUCAGCAUAAAUUCACCUCUAAAAAUAUCCAACAAUUUACCCCUUCCUCAGUGUACAAAACACAUACUAUAUGCUGCUAUAUAAAAGCUAUAAGAAUAAGUGGUGGCUGUCAUUGGAAUGCAACAUUGUGAUAUUUCUUAAGUUGCAUUUAGAGAGGUGAAGGUAGUUAGUUUAGCUAGCAGUUAAAGGGAAAUGGCACUACAAGCACUAUCUUCUAAUGAGUUCUUGAACUUCAUACUCUAUGACACUAUCUCUGCUACCCCAUGUAGCAGCCAUGCCUCGCUAGAGACAACAAGUUUAUUGUUAGAGAAUUUGAAACCUCAAGACCAUGGUGUUUCUGUAAAUAGCUCUUCCCUAAUGACUGGACAGAGAUGCUCGAUGGGACGAGAAGCUGUCAAUAGGAGGCAUAAUUUAUUAGCUGUGCAAGGAAAGAAGAAAAGGAGGAGAAAGCCAAGAGUUUGUAAGAACAGGGAAGAUGCUGAGACACAAAGGAUGACACACAUUGCUGUUGAGAGGAAUAGGAGAAAACUGAUGAAUGAGCAUCUUGCCGUUUUGAGAUCUCUCAUGCCUGAAUCUUAUGUUCAAAGGGGUGACCAGGCUUCUAUAGUGGGUGGUGCCAUUGAGUUCGUGAAGGAGAUGGAGCACCUUCUACAAUCCCUUGAAGCUAAGAAGCUCAAACUAAAGCAGGGAUUAACAGGACCUAAUUACAGCACUGAAAAUGCCACUACAACCUCAGAGUUUCCACAGCAACCCUUUUCCCAAUUUUUUGUGUCCCCUCAGUACACUUGGUCUCAAAUUCCUAGCAAGUUUACGUCAAAGACUGCGGCAUCCAUAGCCGAUAUUGAGGCCACUUUGAUUGAAACUCAUGCAAAUCUACGAAUUCUCUCAAGAAGAAGCCCUAGACAACUUUCAAAGUUAGUUUCUGGAUUUCACACGCUUUACCUCACUGUCCUCCACAUCAAUGUGACCACCAUGGACCCAUUGGUUCUCUACUCAAUCAGUGCCAAGCUCGAAGAAGGAUGCCAACUUACAUCAGUAGAUGACUUAGCAGGAGCAGUCCACCACAUGCUUAGAAUAAUUGAGCAAGAAGCUUCCCUAUGUUGAUCAAGUCAUCAUCUAUCCAAAAUGCCUAUUGUUUUGGAACAAAAUCACCAUAAUGCCACCUUCUUUUCCCUAUUGCAACGAAGUUUCUGGUCUUCUUUCUUCGGUCUUUCAAAGUGUUUUUAGUGUAGUUGUGUUUGGUUCCUCCUGGACAUAACUGUUGACCUGUAAUUUUUAAGUUGUAAUAAUGGUGUUUUCAAACAGAAAAGAAAUGGGACGAUGGGGGCUACAAUGGGAUUUGGGCAGCCUGGCCAUGAUGGUAAGGAUCAGGCAUGCGAAGGUAUCUGUUUCAAAGAGUACUGAAAAUUAAAUGUGAACUAUAUGGAUAAGAGUGCAUUUCUUCUCUUAA
Messenger RNA from Populus nigra (black poplar), 1525 nucleotides. Its product is annotated as transcription factor bHLH71-like. The coding region runs from base 268 to 1179 and encodes 303 amino acids. The record is from RefSeq and is a predicted model, not a curated record. Gene Ontology annotation, biological process: regulation of transcription by RNA polymerase II. Lineage: Eukaryota; Viridiplantae; Streptophyta; Magnoliopsida; Malpighiales; Salicaceae. Gene Ontology annotation, molecular function: RNA polymerase II cis-regulatory region sequence-specific DNA binding; DNA-binding transcription factor activity, RNA polymerase II-specific; protein dimerization activity. The transcript has 3 exons.